Aspergillus welwitschiae is the source of this 1707-nucleotide messenger RNA. RefSeq names its product putative MFS transporter. Gene Ontology annotation, molecular function: transmembrane transporter activity. The coding region runs from base 1 to 1707 and encodes 568 amino acids. NCBI's taxonomy places the organism in Eukaryota, Fungi, Ascomycota, Eurotiomycetes, Eurotiales, Aspergillaceae. Gene Ontology annotation, cellular component: membrane. The transcript has a single exon. The record is from RefSeq and is a predicted model, not a curated record. Gene Ontology annotation, biological process: transmembrane transport.
AUGGAGCGAAAUCCCUCCAAAGCUGCGUCUUCACUGGAUCGCGAUCAAGUCGAAAGAAGCCAAGACCUGAAAGAUGGGAGCUACGUGAACCUUGCCGAGCCAGACGAUUCCCCUGGCUCUGAUGCAGUCCUUUCUUCUCUCUUCCGUCGAUCCAAGAAGCACGACCCUGACGCUAUAGCGACCACUCGAAGUGUAUUCGAUGACCCUUCACUUGCACCAUUUUACCAGCCUCAUCCAAAGUAUGAGAAUCUUCAUCGCUUCGACCCCAGCGCACGAUGGACGUACCGCGAGGAAACGAAAGUUCGACGUAAGACAGACUGGUCAAUUCUUCUUUGGAUCCUAGUUAUGUUCUUUGGGUUGAACCUCGAUCGAGGAAAUCUGAGCAACGCCAACUCGGAUAAUCUUCUCGGCGAUCUGAACCUAACCACCAAUGACUACAACAACGCACAAAAAAUGUACCGGGUGGGUUUUCUGAUUGCAGAGAUCCCGUCGCAGAUGCUUGGAAAAGCAAUCGGUCCUGAUCGGUGGAUUCCGGUUCAAAUCAUCUUGUGGAGUUUUGCGUCUGGAGGACAAUUCUUCAUGCACAAUCGUGCAGGAUUUUUCGCUUGUCGCUUCUUCAUAGGGCUGUUCAUGGGUGGCUUCAUUCCUGAUUCCAUCUUGUACUUGUCUUAUUUUUAUACGAAGGCGGAGAUGCCGUUCCGCCUGGCACUGUUCUGGUUCACUGAUUCGAUAUCUGGUGUCAUCGCAUCAUUCAUUGCGUACGGUGUCUUGCACAUGCGCGGCGUGGACGGAAGGGAGGGAUGGAGAUGGCUUUUCCUAAUCGAAGCGCUGAUCAGUUUUGUGAUUGGCUGUCUAAGCUUCUUGUUUCUGGUCCCUGGACCCACUCAGACCAGAACGUGGUGGAACCCCAAAGGAAUCUUCUCAGAAAGAGAGGAGACGAUUAUCGUUAACAGAGUGCUGCGAGAUGAUCCAUCCAAGGGUGACAUGCAUAAUCGCCAAGCGCUGUCCCUAGGGAUGUUAUGGAAGAGUCUCAAAGACUAUGACCUCUGGCCGAUAUAUAUCAUCGGGAUCAUGUUCGAAAUUCCGACUUCACCACCAAAGUCUUAUUUGACCUUGUCACUCACGGGAAUUGGCUUCUCCACAUUCCAAACGACCCUCUUGUCCAUCCCUGUGACCGUCUUCGCCGCUAUCAAUCUUGUCCUCGUCGCGCUCUUAUCUGAGUUCUGGGGACAAAUCUCAAUUGUGUGCCUUCUAACACAGUUGUGGUCACUUCCACUCCUCAUUGUACUCUACACAUCUGCCGGAAGCCUUUCCAACUGGGGGCUAUAUGCCGUCUCGUUCAUCUUACUGGGCUGGCCGAAUCCUCAAGCUGCCCAGGUGAGUUGGUGUUCGCGAUUGAGCAACAGUGUGAGAACCAGAGCAGUCAGUGCAGCAAUUUUCAAUAUUAUGAUUCAGCUUUCUGGAAUUGCGUCCUCCAACAUUUACCGGUCGGAUGACAAGCCUCUCUACCGCCGAGGAAAUAGACAACUGAUCGCGAUCAAUGUUGCCACUAUUGUCAUGUACGCGUUGGCGAAGUUUUAUUAUGUAUCUCGGAAUCGGUGGAAGAAAGCUCAAUGGGACAAGAUGACGGCGCAGGAGAAGGCUACUUACUUAGAGACAACGACGGAUGAGGGGAACAAGCGGCUUGACUUUUAUUUCGACAGUUGA